This is a messenger RNA of Pseudomassariella vexata, 2103 nucleotides long. Its product is annotated as nucleotide-diphospho-sugar transferase. Bases 1 to 2103 code for a protein of 700 amino acids. The transcript has 4 exons. NCBI's taxonomy places the organism in Eukaryota, Fungi, Ascomycota, Sordariomycetes, Amphisphaeriales, Pseudomassariaceae. The record is from RefSeq and is a predicted model, not a curated record.
AUGUUUGACGAAAACCCAUCGCGAUCCCAAGAGCCCACAAGAAGCCAAAGUAGGAGUGCUGUCUCAUCCGCAGGGAGUUCUUGCUACGACUCGGACUUGCCCCGCGUCUCUUCGGAAGGCUACGGCACUGAGCGAAACCAGGUGCCACAGCGCUCGGGAACCAUCAAGACUAUUGUCCAUGCCGUCGUGCCCGAUGCAGUUCAGCAGACGGCUCGGAAUGUCACCGAUUUGGUACGGAAGAGUAGUAUCUACGAUGUGUACACUCGAGCCAAGUCAAGAGGCGUCGAGCUGGAACGCAAACGUUGGGUGCAGAUCUUGUUCGAGUGCAGCAUUUAUCUUCUUCUCGUCUGCUUCAUCUACUUCGUCCUCGUUGGAAUGCCCCUCUGGCAUGGGGCCGUGUACUGGAUGUACUGGGUUGUGGAUACAAAGUUUGUUCUUCCGGGGGGGUGGUCCAUCACCCUUGGAAUCGCUGUGCUAUACUCCUUCUCCCCCCUCCUGAUCUUCUUCGAGAAGGAGCCGCCCAUUAUCGAACACCCCGCCGACUUCGACCGAAACGAGAUCCCCGGAGUCCGUGGCACCGCCCUCCUAAUCCCCUGCUACAAAUCCGCCAACAUAGUCGGCCCCACUCUGGCCGCCGCACUGAAAGUCUUUCCCCCAUCCAAUAUCUUCGUCAUCGCUAACGGCAACUCCCCCACGCCCCUGGACACUACCGAGGAGGUCUGCCGUCCCUACGGCGUGAACCACAUCUGGUGUCCCGUCGGCUCUAAGAUUGUGGCCCAGUUUGUUGGGUGCUACGCGGCUAAGGGGUUCGAGAAUGUCUUGCUCAUUGACGAUGACUGCGCUUUGCCGCCCAAUUUCCCUGUUGUCAGUGACAGGUUGAAGGGCAAUGUUCAAUCGAUUGGGUAUACAAUCAAGAGUGUGGGCCCUGACUCGUCCAAGGGAACGUGGUGCCAGCAGGCUCAAGACCUCGAGUAUAAGAUUUCAGGUUUGCAGCGCGCACUGGCUGGGGAAAUCGGAAGUGCGACUUUUCCACACGGCGCCAUCUCGCUGUGGAAUAGGCAGUUCCUCAUCCGCACAUUCCACGACCAUCCUGGUUUCUCCGUGUCCGAGGAUUGGUUCUUUGGACACAGCUGCCGGCGUCUGGGCGGGCGAAUUAAGAUGUGCACUUCAAUUUUUGUCGAGACGGAAACCCCUCCCGCCGUGUUCUUCAGCAGUGGGGGCAGUCGGGGCGGCUUCGGUGAGAUGACAGUCUUUAAGCAGAGAUUCCUGCGCUGGAAUUUCUUCUUUGUGAAUGGCAUGUGGUACAACAUGGCGUACAUCUUGUUUAGCUGGAAGCUUGGUUGGUGGGAGAUUGGUGCGAAGCUGUUCGUUUUUCAGGAGGUCUACGAAACUCUCCUGUACCUCCUCACACCAUUCGUCAUCACCAUCUCAUUCAUCGUUCAGCCAUCCUUCUGCGGCAUCCUGCUCGGCGGCACUGUCUUACUCUACUUAAUCAACGUUUUAAUAUUCAACGAGGUGCAUUUGCGGAUGCGGAGUGAGCGAAUCAGCUGGACGGUGCUGCUCGUGUAUUAUAUGCCUUACAAACUAAUCCUCACCCUCGUCAACGUUGGCAGCUGCUACUGGUCCCUCUACAAAUACGCUCGCUAUUUCGCCAAACGCCACCCAAAAGUGAUCGAGGACGAAAAAGCAGUCGAGGUCGUCAUGCGUCUCGAGGAGAUGACGCCCGUGGGUAGCCCGACCGGCAGCAUCCACAGUAACGACAUUAUCAACAACGAUCUCGACGAUGAUGACGAAGAUCUGUCAGGUGGUCGCAGGAUGCGCGUCACUGCCGUCGGCACCCGGCUGAACCUGGAACACACCGAUCGGGUCGUCUUGCCCAAGAUAGAGACCGUCACGGUCAACAAAAGAACCAGCUUCAUCGCAGGUGCUGAGGACUGCAUUACAUGUACGCCCUCACUGCUUGGGCCGCAAGAGCUGGAAGAAAGACAGGUCCAGAUUAUGGAUUUUGCCUCGGCAGAAAAUCCUAGUACGUUACCACCGCGGUUAUCGCUUGGGUUCGAUAGGGGGAGGGAAAAGACUAGCUGGUCGAAGAGUCCUGUAUGA